Molecule: messenger RNA, 1371 nt
Organism: Anopheles cruzii
Lineage: Eukaryota; Metazoa; Arthropoda; Insecta; Diptera; Culicidae
Exons: 3
Coding region: 124-1092 (322 amino acids)
Cellular component (GO): cytoplasm
Molecular function (GO): phosphatase activity
Source: RefSeq, a predicted model, not a curated record
GUGUUGUGUUUUUGUCGUGUCGUAUAAAUCGAAAGCAAUUGAACUUGACGAGGGUUAAGUGGGCCCAACCCUUUGAUAUUGAGGGGAUUUGUCACUGCAAAGGACUUUCUUAUUUUAUUAACAAUGGCUGAGCCCAAAGCUACUAAGAACCUGGCUCAGCUACCAAUCGAAAAGAAGGAACAGUUCCUCGAUUCCUUCGACACAAUUCAAACUGACUGUGAUGGCGUCCUGUGGCUUCUGAGCGAAUCAUUUUCCGGCGUUGACCAAGCCAUACGUGCGCUUCGGACCAGUGAGAAAAAGAUUCUGUUUGUUUCGAACAAUAGUGUCCGUACGAUGGAGGAUUAUCGUAAGAAACUGGACAAGCUGACGGACUACACCGUGACCGAUGACGACAUCAUUCAUCCGGGCAAACUUAUCAUCGAGUAUCUGCGGGAGAGGAAAUUCGGACAGGCGCUUUGUUAUGUGAUAGGGAGCGCCAAUUUGAAAAAAGAUCUUCGCGAGGCCGGCUUCAAUAUAAUCGACGGACCCAACGAUCCAGUUCCGGAAGCAAUCGCGAAGAUAAUUCCGAUCAUCAACGACAAGCAACCGGUGAAGGCCGUGAUUGUUGACUUCGAUUACAACUGCAACAACAUCAAGUUGCUGCGGGCUCAGCUUUAUCUGCAGCAUGACGGCGAUUGUUGGUUUAUCGCGGGGGCAAUGGACAAAUCGCUUCCAGUCAGUCCCCGUAUGCGCCUAAUCGGUCCCGGCUGGUACAUCGAAACACUUCAGAACCAGGCGGACAGAAAACCUAUCGUUCUAGGAAAGCCGGGACGCGAUAUGAGCAGAUUGAUGAGCCGGCUCUAUCCGGUUGAGGACGCUCGUCGAGUGUUGUUUGUCGGUGACCAACCGGAACUAGAUAUCAAGUAUGGAAGCUUAUCCGGCUUUCAAACUUUGCUAGUCGGCACCGGCGGUGUGAAACAGGCAGACCUGAGGGACCUACAGCACGAUCAGGAGCUCGUUCCCGAUUACUACAUCGACGAGUUUGCGAGCCUAGAGAAAAUCGUACUCGAAGUGAAGGCCUACAAGGCACAAAAGAGCAAAUCUGUGCUGUGAUUAGGGAGUGUCGAAAGAAUUAUUGCUUCGCCCCAGAGAGACCGGAUGUUACAGGAGAUUCUAUCGCGGGUUCAGCAACAACGUUCCUUAUUUCAUGUUCCAGUUUCGAGCGGCUAUCUAAUCUCGAAUCAAUAGGCGUCCAUGUAUUCAUGAACCCCGUCACAUUUACAAUACAAAGGCACACAGUUUCGCAUUUAUUAUCUUAUCGUAGGACGAGCAAGGGAAACCCUGGGGCCUAUUCAUUCCGGCUGUCUACUGUUGCCUAAGAUUAUGCAAUAC